This is a messenger RNA of Apodemus sylvaticus (European woodmouse), 1676 nucleotides long. RefSeq names its product solute carrier family 1 member 1 (gene Slc1a1). Gene Ontology annotation, biological process: L-glutamate transmembrane transport. The transcript is spliced from 12 exons. Gene Ontology annotation, molecular function: L-glutamate transmembrane transporter activity; glutamate:sodium symporter activity; L-cysteine transmembrane transporter activity. Gene Ontology annotation, cellular component: plasma membrane. NCBI's taxonomy places the organism in Eukaryota, Metazoa, Chordata, Mammalia, Rodentia, Muridae. The coding region runs from base 1 to 1572 and encodes 523 amino acids. The record is from RefSeq and is a predicted model, not a curated record.
AUGGGGAAGCCCGCGAGCUCGGGAUGGGACUGGCGCCGCUUCCUACGGACUCACUGGCUGCUGCUCUCCACCGUGGCCGCCGUGGUACUAGGAAUUGCCAUAGGCGUCUUGGUUCGAGGACACAGUGAGCUCUCAAAUCUGGAUAAAUUCUACUUUGCUUUUCCCGGAGAGAUUCUGAUGAGGAUGCUAAAGCUCGUCAUCUUGCCGCUGAUUAUAUCCAGCAUGAUCACAGGAGUCGCUGCACUGGAUUCCAACGUAUCUGGAAAGAUUGGUCUGCGCGCUGUGGUGUAUUAUUUCUCCACCACCAUCAUUGCUGUAAUCCUAGGUAUUGUGUUAGUUGUGAGCAUUAAGCCUGGUGUCACUCAGAAAGUGAAUGAAAUCAACAGGGUGGGCAAAACCCCUGAAGUCAGCACCGUGGACGCCAUGUUGGACCUGAUCAGGAACAUGUUCCCUGAGAACCUGGUCCAAGCCUGUUUUCAGCAGUACAAAACCAAGCGUGAAGAAGUGAAGCCAGUUGGUGAUCCUGGGGGGAACGCGACAGAGGUGUCUGUCACCACGGCCAUGACAACAAUGUCUGAGAACAAGACAAAGGAAUACAAGAUCGUGGGCCUGUACUCAGACGGCAUCAAUGUCCUGGGCUUGAUUAUCUUCUGCCUCGUCUUUGGACUAGUCAUUGGAAAAAUGGGAGAAAAGGGACAGAUUCUGGUGGAUUUCUUCAAUGCAUUGAGUGACGCCACCAUGAAGAUCGUUCAGAUCAUCAUGUGCUACAUGCCGAUUGGUAUUUUGUUCCUAAUUGCUGGGAAGAUCAUAGAAGUUGAAGACUGGGAAAUAUUCCGCAAGUUGGGCCUUUACAUGGCCACUGUCCUGAGCGGACUUGCAAUCCACUCCCUUGUAGUUCUGCCACUGAUCUAUUUCAUAGUCGUGCGGAAGAACCCUUUCCGCUUUGCCCUGGGCAUGGCGCAGGCUCUCCUGACAGCUCUCAUGAUCUCAUCCAGUUCAGCAACCCUGCCUGUUACAUUCCGAUGUGCGGAAGAAAAGAACCAAGUGGACAAGAGGAUCACGAGAUUCGUGCUGCCUGUUGGUGCCACCAUCAACAUGGACGGCACUGCACUUUAUGAAGCGGUAGCAGCUGUGUUUAUUGCGCAACUGAAUGGCUUGGAUCUGAGCAUUGGGCAGAUUGUCACGAUCAGCAUUACAGCCACCGCUGCUAGCAUUGGGGCUGCUGGUGUGCCCCAGGCUGGCCUGGUGACCAUGGUGAUUGUGCUGAGUGCUGUGGGGUUGCCUGCUGAGGAUGUCACCCUGAUCAUUGCCGUCGACUGGCUCCUGGACCGGUUCAGGACCAUGGUGAACGUUCUGGGUGAUGCAUUUGGGACCGGCGUCGUAGAGAAGCUCUCAAAGAAGGAGCUUGAACAGAUGGAUGUUUCAUCUGAAGUCAACAUUGUGAACCCCUUUGCCUUGGAACCCACAGUCCUUGAUAACGAAGACUCAGAUACCAAGAAGUCUUAUGUCAAUGGGGGCUUUGCAGUAGACAAAUCUGAUACCAUCUCGUUCACUCAGACCUCACAGUUCUAGAUGCCUGGCCUCAGAUGCCUGGGAUUGUGAAGGACAUCUCCAUCUCUUAGCAAACUCCAACAUUAAGGAACAAGAAGGACACUAGGAGUCAACUGUACAUUUAG